Molecule: messenger RNA, 909 nt
Organism: Cheilinus undulatus (humphead wrasse)
Lineage: Eukaryota; Metazoa; Chordata; Actinopteri; Labriformes; Labridae
Gene: mxtx1
Product: mix-type homeobox gene 1
Exons: 3
Coding region: 1-909 (302 amino acids)
Molecular function (GO): DNA binding
Source: RefSeq, a predicted model, not a curated record
AUGUGGAAGGACAACAGCAAUGAAGACACCCGACCCUCCGGCAGUGGUUCCUCUCGCAGCGCCAGCCGCAGGAAGAGAACCAGCUUCUCCAAAGAGCACGUGGAGCUGCUGCGAGCCACCUUCGAGACCGACCCAUACCCAGGCAUCAGCCUGCGAGAGAGCCUGUCCCAGACCACCGGCCUACCAGAGUCACGCAUACAGGUGUGGUUUCAGAACAGAAGAGCUCGCACUCUGAAGUGUAAGGGAGCAAAGAAAGCUCUGUGGCAGUCCGACAGCCCCGUCCACAACACUCUGUCUCCUCCUCAUACUAACAGGAGCCUUCCUCAGGGGCCCCCGCCUGCCUACCCUGCCCAGGUGAAGGAGGAGAUGGAGGAAGCCUGCUACUAUGGACAGCACCCUCCAGCCUACACCAGCAUGGAGGAGCACGGCCACUACAGUUCUGUGUACGGACUCCAUCAGGGCCAACAGCUCGGAAACAGCUGCAGUCCUCCUCUGAAUGGCCUCUGGUCUCAGCCCGACAGCCACAACCCCCCUGGCCCCCCACUGUGGUGCCACUCGCCAAUGGAGAUGAGAAACUACAGCUCAAACUUCAUGUAUCCCGGCUCAGCAGAACAGAUCUACAUGCCAGGUUCCACCUCCCACUUCUCCACCCCUGACACGCCUGACUCUGGUUACUGGGAUGUCAGCAUGGAGAACAGCCCCCCUAUGGAGAGUCCAUACUCUCAGAUGCAGGAUUCAUGGGGCGGGGCUGCUCUGGAUGACAGUAGGGAGCCCGGGUACACAGCACUGGUCCCACCAGCUCCUCUGCCUGAGCUGUCCCUGCAGGAGAUCCUGGGGGAGCUGAACGAGGAGUGGCUGGGAGGAGAAGGCCUGGAAAACCACGCUGCUAUGGAUAAAACUUUCUGCUAA